CCACCCGGACUAUUUAUGUCGACGCACACGCGUCACGUCAACAGAACGCUCCGAAUGCAUUUACCUGAUAUUUAAGGAUUUUUUGCAACCGUUAUCUCACUACUAAUUCCAAAUAGUUCCUAAGUUAACGUUUUGUGUUUUGGGGCAUUUAUAUAUUUAUUUUUGCUUUCACCUUUAAUGUCGUCGUCAGCGUAUUUCACCGAUCGAUAGUUUUGGAAGAUCCUCUUCUCAAUGACGCCGCCGCUGUGGCCCAAGAUCUCCGCUGUUCUUCCACCAGACGAGAACCAUUUCCCGCUGCACUUUGGCGACAAGGUGGAGGCGAGCGUGGUGGAAAUGCUGAGAAGAUCCAGACGUCAACUCUACAGCGGCACCCCUGCCGCUGGCCUCCUGCUCGACGCUCAGAUCGUCUUGGACGUGUCGUGGGAGAAGCUCAACACGGGAACGUGGCGCCACGUGGACAAGGAGUGGCGCCGUGUCUACUCGUACGGGUGCCUCUUCAAGGUGUGCGCCUUGUGCGCUGAAGAGCCUUCGGAGGACGACCUCCUGCAGGCCGUCCACACCUGUGACAUGGGCUUGCUCAUGGGCGCCGCCAUCAUGGAUGAUCGACUGCAAGUUCUGGUCGGGAUUCUGCAGAAAGAAGUCAAGAAAGACACCAGAAAUGAGGAGGAGCCAGAGCAUACAGAGGCCAAGAGGCUGAAAUUGACACUGGCAAAUGUUCCACCGAUUGGGGAACAUCGGGCCAUUCCUAGAGUCAAAUGUCCAUCUCUGGAGAGUUUCCAGAAGAACUACCUGGUCCCCACCAAAGCGGUCAUCUUGGAGGGCACCAUCGAUCACUGGCCCGCCCUCAACCAGCACCCCUGGAGCUUAGAAUACUUGAGGUCAGUGGCGGGGUGUCGCACCGUCCCCGUGGAGGUGGGCUCCAGGUACACGGACGAGGAAUGGUCCCAGACGCUGAUGACGCUCAACAAAUUUAUCGACCGAUAUAUUUUAAAACGCAGUGACAUCUGUCCGGAUGGGGCGACACCAGUCUGCGGCUAUCUAGCUCAGCAUCAGCUCUUUGAACAGAUACCAGAGUUGAAGGAUGACAUUCGCUUGCCUGAUUACUGCUGCUUGGGUGACGGCGACGAGGAGGACGUGACGGUCAAUGCUUGGUUCGGGCCCGCCGGCACUGUCUCGCCCCUCCACCAGGAUCCCCAGCACAACUUCCUGGCACAGGUGGUGGGAUGCAAAUACAUCCGCUUGUACUCGCCCCAAGACUCGGACAAACUCUACCCGCACCCGUCUCAGCUCUUACAUAACACCAGCCAGGUGGAGGUGGAGAACCCCGACACGAAGCGCUUCCCAGAGUUCUCCAAGGCUCCAUACCAGGAUUGCGUGCUGCGGCCCGGAGACGUGCUCUUCAUCCCGGUGCAACACUGGCACUACGUACGCUCCCUGGAGCAAAGUUUUUCUGUCAGCUUCUGGUGGUCCUGAAACGAUGCCAAAUGAAAUGAUCUCAGUUACUCCAAGGUAUGAGUGGAGAUGGCGUCGGCGUCAUGCAUGCGCUCAGCCACGAAGAAGCAUAGCGUGCCGUUGAAGCCCAGCACCACCAUCAGGAGGAGUUGCCAUGUGAGCAGCGUGUCGCCGCUGUAGAAGAAUGCCACGGCUGCGAAAACCGACUGGACAAGACAGGAGAAAGAAAAAACUGAACUAUAGCGUAAGAACAUGCUUUGUUAAAAUGUGAUGAAAUAAAUAGUUUGUCCAUAAUUAUUC
Molecule: messenger RNA, 1752 nt
Organism: Syngnathus acus (greater pipefish)
Lineage: Eukaryota; Metazoa; Chordata; Actinopteri; Syngnathiformes; Syngnathidae
Gene: kdm8
Product: lysine (K)-specific demethylase 8
Exons: 9
Coding region: 232-1473 (413 amino acids)
Cellular component (GO): nucleus
Molecular function (GO): histone H3K36 demethylase activity
Source: RefSeq, a predicted model, not a curated record